This is a messenger RNA of Penicillium verhagenii, 303 nucleotides long. Its product is annotated as LysM peptidoglycan-binding domain-containing protein. The transcript is spliced from 2 exons. Lineage: Eukaryota; Fungi; Ascomycota; Eurotiomycetes; Eurotiales; Aspergillaceae. The record is from RefSeq and is a predicted model, not a curated record. Bases 1 to 303 code for a protein of 100 amino acids.
AUGGUUCACGUAUGCAGCCAAGCCAUUAUCUUGCUGGGACUUGCGUCUCUAGCCCUAUCUGUCCCCGUUGAGCCAAAGGCAGACCAAAUGGAAGCCUCUCCCGAUUCCUACAACCCUCGUUGCAACCAAUUCUAUAAGAUUCAGCACGGAGAUACGUGCUGGGACAUCGUCUCUGAAAAUGAAAACACUUUCACCAUGGACCAGCUGCUGUGCUGGAACCCCGACAUCAACCCCUGGUGCUCGAACCUGAUUCCCGGUCGCAAUGUGUGUGUUGGAGUGACAAACCCCGGACAGCUUUGCUAA